Messenger RNA from Electrophorus electricus (electric eel), 2706 nucleotides. RefSeq names its product heterogeneous nuclear ribonucleoprotein A1a (gene hnrnpa1a). Gene Ontology annotation, biological process: mRNA splicing, via spliceosome. Gene Ontology annotation, molecular function: mRNA 3'-UTR binding. The record is from RefSeq and is a predicted model, not a curated record. Gene Ontology annotation, cellular component: catalytic step 2 spliceosome. NCBI's taxonomy places the organism in Eukaryota, Metazoa, Chordata, Actinopteri, Gymnotiformes, Gymnotidae.
GUUUUUAAUCCUUGAUACAAGGCUAUACUGUUGCUCUCGUAUAGUGAGGUCUGUGGUUUACCAGUAACACGUCGCCAUGUCUAAAGAGACUCCUCGUGAACCAGAGCAGCUCCGCAAGCUCUUCAUUGGGGGGCUGAGUUUUGAGACAACGGACGAAAGUCUUCGGGCCCAUUUUGAACAAUGGGGCACCCUAACAGACUGUGUGGUGAUGAGGGAUUCCAACACCAAAAGAUCAAGAGGAUUUGGUUUUGUUACAUACAGUUCUGUUAGCGAAGUCGACGCAGCUAUGGAUGCUCGUCCACACAAAGUGGAUGGGCGUGCUGUUGAACCCAAGAGGGCAGUGUCACGAGAGGACUCAUGCAAACCAGGUGCUCACUCAACUGUUAAGAAGAUAUUUGUGGGUGGAAUCAAGGAAGACACUGAUGAAGAACACUUGCGUGAGUACUUCAGCCAGUUUGGCAAAAUUGAAGAAGUCAACAUCAUGACUGAGAAGAACAGUGACAAGAGAAGGGGAUUUGCCUUCAUUACAUUUGAUGACCAUGACUCUGUGGACCGGAUAGUCAUCCAGAAGUACCAUACAGUGAAUGGUCACAAUUGUGAAGUCAGGAAAGCGCUUUCCAGAGAAGAAAUGAACAGGGUCUCAAUGAACCAAAGGGGAGGCCGUGGAGGUGGUGGUGGAAACUUUGGUGGCAGAGGUGGAGGAUAUGGAGGUGGAUAUGGAGGUGGCCGAGGAGGAUAUGGUGGUGGCGAUGGAUACGGCAAUGGCUAUGGAGGAAAUGGAGGCUAUGGUGGAGGUGGUCCUGGCUAUGGUGGUAACCGUGGUUAUGGUGGUGGCGGUGGAGGUGGCUAUGGCAACCAGGGUGGUGGUGGCUAUGGAGGCGGAGGCUAUGACAACUACAAUGGUGGUGGAGGAGGGAACUUUGGAGGUGGCAACUUUGGAGGUGGUGGUGGUGACUAUAAUGACUUUGGCAACUACAACAACCAGUCAUCCUCAAACUAUGGCCCAAUGAAAGGAGGGAACUAUGGAGGGGGCAGGAGUGGUGGAGGCCCAUAUGGUGGUGGAUAUGGCGGUGGUUCUGGUGGUGGCUAUGGAGGAGGCUCUGGUGGGAGGAGGUUCUAGAUUUUCAAGGCCACAGUACUUAGGAGAGGAGAGCCAGAGAGAGAGGACAGGGAAAGGAGAGAAUGAAGGAAGCAGGUUUACACCUAGAUCUGCCCAGCCGAGCAGCAUGGCGGCAAUAUUAACGUCUGCCACGCGAAGAAACGUGUAUAAUAGGGGAGGCAAAUCAUGUGGGGAGGUUGGGUGGGCUGUGGGGUGGUGUGGGGAGGCAUGUGAGGUCCAUCAAUGUUUGUCAAAAGUACUCUUGUCCGCGAGGACGCUUAUUUGUUUGUAGCUUUCCCUUGUGUCUAUGAAGUGUAAAUCAUUCCAAUGAGGUUUUAGGCAGGAUUUUUUUUUUCUUUGUGUUUUGCAACCUUAGGGUUUUUUUAUGUAUACUGCCACCAAUCAAGACAAAAUAAACAGCUCUUGGUUUUUUUUUUUUUUUUAAUUUAACUGUGUUCCUUAGCGUUUUACUUGGUGAAUAGUGUGUCUCAGUACUGGCUUCUGUUGAAUGAUAGUGUUCCACAGAGAUGAACCUCUGCGUACACCUUUUGUGUGAACCUGCUCUUUAUCUUGAAAGUUGUAGUUGGGAAGGUUGCUAGAUUUAUGCAACCUUCUGUGAGUUCAGAUCAAAUCUAUGAAACUUGCUUUUCAGUAAGCAGAACUACACUGAAAAUUGCUGUUUAGUUUGCGUUUGAGUAUAGUGCUAAAUUACUUUGAAACAAUGAGAUGUUUACCAAUUUGCCUCUGUUUAGGUUUAUCUUAAGUUGUUUUUAGCUACAGUACUGUGGAUUUUGUUGCCAGUGCUGAGACUUGUAGCCCUCUCAUGAACAAAUAUAUAUUUUGAGUUUGGUUCCCCUUGCCAGCGGAGGCAAGCUCACAAUCAGACUAUCCAAUGAGGUACCAGCUGAGAUUCUAGCCAACGGAAGGAGCCAGCUUAAAGCCUAGCCAAUCAGAAGAGACAGCUGAUGAGCGAUCCAUCGAGAGGCUAGCCAUUGGAAAGAGCCAGCUGAGAGGCUAGCUAAUGGAAAUCGCCAGCUAAGGGAGAAAAGUAGCACGAUCUUCGCUGGGAGCAGGUGAAGCAGGGGACAGCAGUCUUAUUGAGAAAAUACUUGCUCAUGUAAGACUAGCAAGAGACAGCUACCGAAGUGAGGUAUUUUACGUACCAGACUGGUAGGUAAGAGGCAAAUGAGUUCUUUUUAUGUGAAUUAUUUUUUAAAUUGGGUAACAGUUUGGCUAUUUUCAUGGUUGGUCAAAUUUUUACUGCAUAAUACCAGUUUUUAAAGAACAGCUUAUCUUUGCUAGAGUAGUAAUUGGUGGUGCAUGAGACACCUAUGACUAGAACUGCAUAGUGCACUGAGCAGAACAUUUGAGUUUUUCCCUGGCUUGUUUUCUGAAUGAUAUUUUUCUUGUUUAACAGAACCAAAUGGAUGGAUUUGUUGUACCUCAGUGUGAACAGUCACGCAGGCGCCAGUAUGCACAACUAAUUUCCAUGUGAAGGCCAUUUCAAAUCUGGACCAACUGUCUGCUGGUGGAUGAUGUUUUCAUCUUUUGUUUUAUUGUGAAUUUUUUAAAAGGUUUUUUAAAUAAAGUUUUUAAGAUGAAACAAA